Molecule: messenger RNA, 543 nt
Organism: Mycosarcoma maydis (corn smut)
Lineage: Eukaryota; Fungi; Basidiomycota; Ustilaginomycetes; Ustilaginales
Exons: 1
Coding region: 1-543 (180 amino acids)
Source: RefSeq, a predicted model, not a curated record
AUGACGAUGAUCGGCAAGCGCCUCUUGCACUUUUUUGGACUGGCCUCGCUCCUGACGGCCGUCUGUAUGGCCGCAAUCGGCGUGCCUCACCUCAAUCGAGAACCAAGUCCUGAACCUCCAGUAGACAACGUGAACGGACCAGAAUGGACGCAAUUCAUGCGACAUUACACCGAGCAACAACUUGAUCUUCCGCGCGAUCAUCUGCACCCGGUGUAUAGACACAACCUUCGCUAUGCCCAGCACUACGAAAAUCAUAUCCGCAACCGCGAUACGAGAUACUACCUUCUUGUUCCAGAAUUCGAGGGCUCUCAAGGCGCCAUCUAUAUCACCCCAUGGACAUGGACGAGACCAGAAGAGGUAAUUCCUCGGCAAGAGGUGCUAGUGGUAAACUUCUGGCGAGAAUCCUACAACCCAAUCAUUCAUGCUGGCUUUCGCCAAGGUGCUGUGAAUGAUCGAGGUGAAUGGGCUUGGGACUAUCUUAACAGGAUUGCAACUAUCACGCCAGAUCAAAUUCGAGAAAGAUACGGCCACGUCCGUUUCUGA